AUGGAUAGAAAUGAAAAGAGUUCCAAAUUUAUUUCAAGUGUGCAAGCAGUACCAUCAAUCGGUGAUUGCACUCAAUACUCAGAUCAAUGUCAACAAUAUAACACCGGCCAAUCGUCAGAAUCAAUUCAAGUCGUUCGGUCACCGGUGCAAAACUGUUCCCUCGUCAUGGAAAAGACACAGAGACAAAUAGCGCUACUACUUCCUCCUCUUCGGCCGACAACAUCGAUGAGGAUGAUAGCAGCAACAACAACAACGAAUCAGCAGCAACCAAUGCCUCAAAAGAAAAAGUCAUCAAAGAAAUCAUCAUCAUCAUCAUCAUCUUCAAAGACUGUUGCAAGUCCCAGAACAAACAACAACAGCAGCAACAAUAGUAAUACAGUUGUAUCUACAGCAACAACAGUAUCAUCAACAUCAACAUCAACAUCAGCAACAACACAACAAGUAGUAUUAUCAUAUGGUAUAGAGGAUCUUUUGGUGAGAGCAACCGAUCUUGUUAAUGCAGAUAAAAUCGAUGAAGCUAUUGCUGACUUGACAGAUGUUAUCAAGAUGGAUGGCAAUGAAACGAGAGCAUUGGGAUUGCGUGCCGAUCUCUACGAACACAAAGGUCGAUUCCAAGAGGCACUUGCCGACUACAAGAGAGUACUCGAAUUAAUUCCAGAGUCGAUUCCAUGCUUGUCUUCAAUGGCCGAAUGUUAUAUCGGUCUCAAAGAUUUUGAUCGUGCAAUCAAAGUAUUUGAACAAGUUUUAACAAUUGAACCAAGAUAUGCACCAGUACUUGGACUAAUUUCAGAGAUGUACAUAAAACUUGGAAAUUUGAAUAAAGCAUUGGAUUAUUGUAAGAGAUUGUUGGAGAUAGAACCCGAAAACAUUAAUGGAUAUCUGAUGUUGGGACACGUUGCUUUCAAACAGCAAUCGUUCGAUCACGCCAUAAAGUUGUAUAAGCGUGCCAUCGAUAUUGGAAGAUCGGUGGAUCGUGACACUCUGUUGCAGGUGCACAGCAUUAACACCGACGGUCCAAAACUAAAGAAAUCCAACGAUUACAAUCCAAUCUAUGGUGCUGCAGUCUGCUUGGCAUCGAUCGCCGAGAUCCAAGGUGACGUAGCCGCACAGAUGAAGUGGGUCGAUUUCGCCAUUGAAGAGCACCCACAGAGCGCCUAUGCAAUCGGACUCAAAGGCACCUAUCUCCUCCGUCAGAAACAACCGGAGCAAGCUCUCGUCCUCUUGAAAAGCGCAAUGGACAUCGACCCGGAAUCGGAGAUCGUCAAGAUGGCGCUCGCCGAUUGCCUGUUUGACUUGGAGCGAACCGACGAAUCGAUCCACUACUACACCCUGGUGUUGGCCAACAUGUUGGAGCGUGACUUGCCCGAGGAAGCAAACACUCGUGUCAUGCUACUGCACAACCUGCUCAUCGGAUACGUCAAGCAAGUCAAUUCAUUCCCCGACUUGGAAGUGGAUUGCGACAUCGAAAUCGAGGACGUCGUCACCAGUGAGCUCAACGACAAACCACAGAACCUGCAGGAGCUCUCAAAGAAGGCACGUGCACUCGUCUUGGUAUUGAACAGAAUCCUCGAGAAACAAGCGGAAUCCAGUCAACUACAUUCAUUCGUCAAGUCAUCGAUCAACACACUCAAACACAUCGCGCUAUCCUCCAAUCAAUCACUAGAGAUUCGUCACAACCAGAAAGUAACACUCGAUCGCGAAAGCAUAUUGGAUCCAUUGGAUGAGAUAUUAUUCUAUUACUACGAUUUUAUUAAAGGUACUUAUUUUGGUCAAGAUAAUUAA
Messenger RNA from Heterostelium album PN500, 1782 nucleotides. RefSeq names its product tetratricopeptide repeat protein. The record is from RefSeq and is a predicted model, not a curated record. Gene Ontology annotation, molecular function: protein binding. Bases 1 to 1782 code for a protein of 593 amino acids. The transcript is spliced from 4 exons. NCBI's taxonomy places the organism in Eukaryota, Evosea, Eumycetozoa, Acytosteliales, Acytosteliaceae.